Rubroshorea leprosula is the source of this 2493-nucleotide messenger RNA. The record is from the annotation of a GenBank genome assembly. Lineage: Eukaryota; Viridiplantae; Streptophyta; Magnoliopsida; Malvales; Dipterocarpaceae.
CUAGUUUAGCCAAACCUUUCCAAGGGAAUAAUAAAAUUGAAACCGCAAAUGGUGAAAAACUUGAUAUAGUUGGUACAGAUAAUCUUACAUUAUCUGUAGCAUCUCAAUCCUCCUUUCAUUUGCCAAAUAUCUUUCUAGACCAUCGCACUGGGAUAGUGAAAGGGAAGGGGCGUAGGAUUGGUUGCUUAUUUGCCUUGGAAUUUGACAAAGGACAUAGUGAUGCUGGUUUAUUUGUUUCUUCUAAUAAAGAUGUCUCUAGUUCUCAUAAUCUUUGGCACUUAUGGCAUCGUAGACUUGGUCAUCUCAAUGUUAAGAGAUUAGAUACAUUAUUUACUUCUAGUCUUUUGAAUAAUAAAACUUUGCCAUUGGAUUCCAUUGAUAAAUCUUGUAUUAGUUGUUCUUUGAGUAAAAGUGCAAACUUACCUUUUCCAACUCAUUCUUCAACUUCAACUAAACCUUUUGAUUUGAUACAUAGUGAUGUUUGGGGUCCUUCUCCUGUUUCAUCUAGAUUGGGAUAUAAGUAUUUUGUUUUAUUUAUCGAUGAUUGCACAAGAUUCACAUGGAUAUAUUUUAUGUGACACAAAUCUGAAGUGUUCUCUCAUUUUAAGACCUUUUUGUCCAUGAUUAGAACACAAUUUGAUACUAAUAUAAAAAUUAUUCGUUCUAAUUCUGGGGGUGAAUAUUUACUAAAAGAAUUUCAAGAAUUUUUGAAGGUUGAGGGUAUUCAGUCUCAGAGGUCAUGUCCUGCUACCCCACAGCAAAAUGGUAUUGUUGAAAGGAAAAAUCGUCAUAUUUUAGGGAUAGUUAGAACUUUGUUAUCUAAUUCUCAUGCUCCUCCUAAUUUUUGGGUUGAGGCUGCUUCUACGGCAGUUUAUCUCAUUAACCGUAUUCCUUCUGAAGUAUUGUAUAACAUCUCUCCAUAUUACUCCUUGCAUAAAUGCCAUCCUGAUUAUUCUCGUUUACAUGUUUUUGGUUGUGUGUGCUUUGUUCAUUUACCACCUCAUGAAAGGACAAAAUUAUCAAAUCAAGCUGCCAUGUGUGUUUUUGUUGGAUAUGGCAUUGAUCAAAAGGGUUUCUUGUGUUAUGAUCCAAAAAUUGGUAGAAUUCGCAUUUCUAGACAUGUGGUUUUCUUGGAAAAUUUAUUUUAUUUUGAUGCAAUUGCAAAACCCAAUAAUUCCUCACCUUCUGUGUUGCAUGACUUUUCACUUGAUCAUAAUGCUCCAGCAGAACAAGUUUCCAUUGAUCAAUUCCAUGCAGCAAAUGAACAACCUCAAACUUGUUCCUUUCACCAACCAGAAGAUGGUACACCUGUGGAUGCUCAAUCAGUAAGUGAUUCUAAUCCUGCUUCUAAUGCCUCUACUAAUUCCAUUGUUUCUUUACGUCGUUAUGCCCGUACUAUUCAUCCACCUGAUCGUCUUAACCUUUUUACCUCUGUCUCUUUGUUGACAACAUUAGAUUUUGUUGAUAUACCUCAUUCUUACCAGGAGGCUAUUAGCAUUCCUUGCUGGAAGGAAGCUAUGGAUUCUGAAUUAAGUGCCUUAUUGGAGAAUGACACUUGUGAUAUGGUACCUUGUCCUUCUAAUGUGUCUAUUAUUGGUAGCAGGUGGGUCUUUUCUGUUAAGCUCAAAGCGGAUGGUAGUAUUGAGCGAUAUAAAGCAAGACUUGUUGCCCAAGGUUAUAAGCAAGAGUAUGGAAUUGAUUAUAUAGAAACAUUUGCACCAGUGGCUAAAAUGACUACAGUGAGAUUACUUAUUACUCUUUCGGCAAUGCAUCAGUGGCCUAUUUCUCAAAUGGAUGUGAAGAAUGCUUUUUUGCAUGGGAAUUUGAAAGAAACUGUUUAUAUGAAGCCUCCUCUAGGUUAUUCACAUUCUAAAUCCAUGGUUUGCAAAUUAAAGAGAUCAUUAUAUGGUCUUAAGCAAGCUCCUCGAGCUUGGUUUGAACGCUUUCGUCAAGUUAUUGUGGAUGCUGGGUAUGUUCAGAGUUCUCAUGAUUAUUCAUUGUUCAUGCAUAACUCUCCACAAGGUGUUACUCUACUUUUGAUUUAUGUCGACGAUAUGCUUAUUACCGGUAGUAAUAAGGAAGGUAUUGCUAAGUUGAAAGAGUUACUUUGUCGUUCUUUUCAAAUGAAAGAUUUGGGGCCACUGACUUAUUUUCUUGGUUUAGAAGUUCACUCAUCUUCUCGAGGUUAUGCGGUGAAUCAACGUAAGUAUGUUCUGGAUUUGAUCCAAUUUGCAAAUUUAUCUGAUGAUAAGUGUGUUGACACUCCAAUGGAAGUAAAUGUCAAGCUUAGGUAGGAGGAUGGUGAAAAACUCUCUAAUCCUAGCUUUUAUCGUCAACUUGUGGGUCGCCUCCUUUAUCUUACUAUGACUAGACCUGAUAUUGCUUAUGUUGUGCAAGUGGUUGUCUUGAUACACGUCGCUCAACCACAGGUUGGUGUGUGUUUCUUGGUGAUUCCCUUAUUUCUUGGAAAUGUAAGAAACAGAAAACAGUGUC